AUGGACCAAAUCUACUCCAGCGCACAUGUAGUGAUUGCAGCAGAUACUGCUGAGGAUUGCUCUGAAGGGUUCCUGGGAACUUCUCACAUUCAACAACUUCGAGAAGUCACUGUUGAUUGGGACGGCGACACAUACAUCUGUCGAGAAAAGCCGAACGGCCAGCGUGACGAUCCUAGCUUUCUUCUAAGCCGAACACCACUCUCGCGGCGCGCUUGGACACUACAGGAAACGCUUCUUCCCAGUCGAGUUCUCCAUUACACAGGCACGGAGAUUGUCUUACGGCUUGGCGACACCUUCUAUUGCCAAUGUGGCGAGUGCAGAUUCCAUCACGUCGGCAUCAACCAGUCAGACUGGCACCAAAUUGUCUCCCACUAUUCCUUCCGCCAAAUGACCAAGCCCUCGGACAAGCUAAGUGCCUUAUCUGGACUAGCAGCUCGUAUGUCAGACGGAGAUAGGGAGUAUCUCGCAGGGUUGUGGUCAGACACAUUGGUCACAGAUCUCCUCUGGCACGUAACCGGAUCUGGACUUCAUGUGCGACCUGACCCCUGGAGGGCCCCGACGUGGUCCUGGGCCUCGAUUGAUGGAGGCAUCAGUUACUUCACUCGCUUCUCAUACUACGACUUUCUCCCCGCAUUGGAUAUCGUGCAAGCCGAGUGCUCAUGCACAAGUGUGAAUAUUUUCGGCCCGGUUUCCUCGGGAUUUAUUGACUUGAGAGGUAAGCUUGUCCCCGUCGAGAUGGUCAUCUUGGAUAAGCCCUUUAGCAAGCACCAAGGCGAGUACACUGGCGAAUGGGGACGAACAACCCGCGUCCAUCAAGGCCAGACAUCACUUGUACGAGGGUGGGGUACAGAUAUCUAUGAAGUUCUGUGUGACGAGCGCAUGGAGCAGACAGAUAGAAUGGGUGAAGAAGACAGCGAGACUUGGGCUCAGGGCAUAGUGGAUCGACAAGACCUAGGCGGGAUAGUGGCAAGUAAUAUCUACUGUCUGGAAGUUGGAACGAUUAUAGAUCGUGUAAUAGAUGUGGAUGGUUUCACUGCGCUAGGUCGGAGUUCUAGGGUCUGGUGGCUUGUGUUGAAGAAAGCGGAGAAAAGGGAUGAGUUCAAAAGAGUGGGAAUAGGUUAUAAAAGUAGCAAGGAUUUCAAGCGUGACUGUGACCUUUUCGAUUCUGCGGAAUGGAGUACAGUGCGUCUAGUAUAG
Messenger RNA from Aspergillus tubingensis, 1197 nucleotides. RefSeq names its product HET-domain-containing protein. The transcript has a single exon. Bases 1 to 1197 code for a protein of 398 amino acids. The record is from RefSeq and is a predicted model, not a curated record. Lineage: Eukaryota; Fungi; Ascomycota; Eurotiomycetes; Eurotiales; Aspergillaceae.